AUGUUACAGGAUGGCGGUGAGGGUCAUCUGGGUUCUGUGAGACGAUUCGAUACCAUUGGUGAAGCGAUUGUUGUUUGGGAUUCGGGCAUUGUAGCCAACUACCGUUGUGGUACACUUGGGUUUGAUCUACGUGUUUUGGACAGUGCCCCUACUGGUGUCGAGCAUCCAGGCACAAUUUGUGAAGGCUGUCAUGAGGUUUGCUUCCAUCUCUUUGAUUUGCAAAAUUUUUUGCGUCUCAUAUGA
Messenger RNA from Echinostoma caproni, 243 nucleotides. The record is from the annotation of a GenBank genome assembly. NCBI's taxonomy places the organism in Eukaryota, Metazoa, Platyhelminthes, Trematoda, Plagiorchiida, Echinostomatidae.